This is a messenger RNA of Spinacia oleracea (spinach), 1020 nucleotides long. RefSeq lists its product as uncharacterized. The coding region runs from base 79 to 780 and encodes 233 amino acids. NCBI's taxonomy places the organism in Eukaryota, Viridiplantae, Streptophyta, Magnoliopsida, Caryophyllales, Amaranthaceae. The transcript has a single exon. The record is from RefSeq and is a predicted model, not a curated record.
ACCCAAUAACACCCCUCUCACCUUCUCUCUCUCUCUCUCUCUCUCUAUAUAUCUAUUUUCUCCUCAAAAAAAAUAAAAAUGGUUAGUCUCUCCUACCCUAAAGCCCCAUCAUCAUCAACUUCAUCUUCAACUUCAUCUUCAUCUUCAUCAUCAUCUUCUACCACUUGUUCAUCCUCUCUUACAACCAUGAAGGUGAAAACCCUAAUCCACAACCUAAUAUUUUCCCACAUUUGUCGCGUUAUCCGAGCGCUCUCUAAGGCCAAAUCCAUAUUCCUAGAGAUUUUCCGGGAUAAUCAACUCAUGUACUUGAAACAAACCAAGAAGAAGAACAAGUAUAGGAAGAAAAUACUAUUUGGCUCUUUUAGACUUCAUUACAAUUGGUGCUCGUCUUCAGCUCACGUCUUGCCUAUUCCAUCACCAGCAAUACUAGAGACUUUCUGCAACACUACUCCUAAUAAUAUAUACUAUGACUCUACAUGGAAUUCUGCUUACGCCACCGAAGAAGGUGAUGAUCAUCAAGGUUGUAAGAGUAAUAAUGGGAAUGGUAAUGGUAAUGGUAAGGACCAAGAAGAGGAAGGUCAACUCUCAAGUUAUCUACAAUGGCUAGAAGAAAAGGGUUGCAAUAAUACUAAUUUAAAUGAAGAAGAUGUUCUUAAUAAUGAAGAGAAUGAGAUUGAUAAGCUUGCUGAUAUGUUUAUUGCAAAUUGUCAUGAGAAAUUCAGGUUGGAGAAGAUUGAGUCUUACAGAAGAUACCAAGAACUUCUUGCUAGGACUUUGUGAAUCAACCUCACAAACAAACAAAACAAGAUAGAAAUAAGGGGGUGUUUAAAUUAGAGUAUAAUGGAUUAAGUAAAUUAGUUAGUUAAUUAGUACUUAGCUUAGUUAAUUUAAACUAGAUAUCUUAUUUUAUUUUUCUUUUAUUUUUGUUUUGUUUUGGGAGAAAAUCAGGUAAGAUUUUAGGUGGCCGAUUGUAAAAGUGAUUUUCUUGAAUAUAAUAUGUGUCUUUAAUUCUCUUUUUCA